UAUGGUCGAUCAUCUUCAUGAGGCCCAGAUACCAGUUCUGGACCUCCAACCUUUUGCGCAUAUUUCACCCUUGUCUCGAGCUGGCCGCGUCUUCAUCCACUCUUCCCGCGCCCCCGAUCGAAUCUCAGCUCUCCCCCCCCUCCAGUUUGUUUAGCACGGAUGACAAAGACAGAUGAUGUGGAGGGGAGUGCUUUCAUAGUUCUCUUCUCUGGCCUAAAGCUCUCUCCCCCUUCAUUUUCUCUCCCUUUCUGACUGGCUGGCUGGUUGGUUGGUUGGCAUAGCCGGGGAGGGGACAAGCAGCACAGGGCACAUGCACACAGGCCCCGCUCUCCCCAGCCCCACAUUCAUUGCCUUAAUUACGACACAUAUUUCUCAAUAGUUGACGGAUUGGUAGCUGUCAAGAGACACUGUUGGCUACAUCACUAGUGUGUGAGAGUUGGUGUAACAGUGUGAACGUGUGUAGCCGACUGCAGUCCACGGCGUCUCCCCUCAGUUUCUCUAUAUAUCCGGAGGUAUUUACCACCGUGGCUGAGGACUGUGGGAUUUUACAUUUCGCUCUGCCAGUAUUGGAGCUGUGUAAGAGUUGUUCACUGUGUGGAGUUUUAUUUUUUUGUGUUAGUGUUGGAAGUGAGCACUGAUUUCACCGAGAGGCGUCAGAUCCGAGCGGCGCUCCGUGAACUGCAGUUUGGUUGCAUCCCGGGCCUGCUCGCCUCCCACAGCAGCGGCAACAACAAGAAGUACAGCUUCGGUCGCAUUGAGCUCAAGAUGGCCGGCACCGCAAAAGGGGCGGAGCUAGACCGGAAGCUGAGCCAGAUCACGGACGAGGACGAAAUGACGAAGCUGCUUCAUGCUACAGAGGAUUAUGAAGAUCGUCGGAAGAUCCGCACGGCUCUCCGAGACCUGAAGAAGAAGAAAAUAGCCGACCAGGAGGCGGCCAGUGCAGCAGCCAGAAAGAACCGCAUGGCAGAGCCCAAGAAGGUGGAGCUGAACCUGGAAGGCAUCAAGGACGAGGCCGUCCUGAGACAGAUGCUAGAGGAAACGGAAGAUGUUGAACACAAGAAACAGAUCCGCACAGCCAUCAAAGAUUUGCGACAAAAAGCCAGAGAUGCUGCAGAAGAGGUCAUCGCUAAAGAGGAGGAAGACUACAGAAAAAAGAUGAUUAUUCAUGCGGAUGAGGACCACAUCCCAGCAUUGUCAGUAGAGCCAGUAAUUCCUACGGAACAGGUCGUCGAUUUCACAACCAUUGAUGACAUCUCUACCCUGGAGAGAAUGCUGGCGAACACGGAAGACUUUGGCGAGCGUAGCCAGAUCCGUGCCCACAUCAAGGAGUUGCGGGAACGCGAAGAGCUGGAGGUGCCCGACUACCCUGGGGCCCGUCGCCUCUCGGAGGGGCUGGAUGCCGACAUCUGGCUGACGGAGAAGGAUCGUAGGCGGAGCAGCUUGAUCGACAGGGCAGCCCUGGAGGAGUUGACGCUGACGCCGGACGUCGUGGAGAACGUGGCGUAUGACGAGAUUGAAGAUCCCGCUGAACUGGAGAAAUUGCUGGAGAAUGCUGUUGACAUUGGUGAGAAGCGAUUGAUACGUGCUGCACUAAACGACCUGAAGAAGAGACUAGCAGGUGGCAACAAGGAUAAGAAAGCCUCGGAAUCUGCCCAAACUAGCACCACCGAUGUGUCUUUCUACAAACCAGAAGUCAGAAUAUCACCAAGUGAUGAAGAACCAAAGAAGACAUGUUUGGAGGCUAAAGGAACGUUAAAAGUCAAUGACCAGUCAAAGAAAUCAGAUUCUUCAAGUGAUAAAACAAAAUCUUUCCAAACUAAGGAGAGGCUUGAAACUUCACAGAAAGUCGACUCCAACAAAACUUCUGAACGUUUGUAUAGGGCAGAUGCUCUUGAGAUGAAAAGUGAAGCAACGCUCUCCAAGAAAAGCGAGACAGAGAGAGAGAAUAAAGAGAAUGAGAGUGUGCCCCAGAGUUCAAUGACCUCUUGGGUAUCAGGUGUAUAUCAAAAGCCCGAAAUCAGACCGUCCAAAUCUUCCACCACUGCCCAGCACCGGCCCAAAGAAAAGAACAACAAUGGAAUUAGUAUUAAACCAGCCUCCAAACUCUCAGUGAGUGCUGACCCUGGUAAGACCAAACGACACACAUCGUAUCUAUCAAUUCCGUCCAAGAAUGAUUCGACUCAGAAGGAGAAUGAGAAGAACAACAAGGAGAGUGCCCUGGCUGCAAGAAUGUCCAAGUUCACGACAAUCACUGACUCUACCAAAGCUAAAACUGGUGACCAGUCGACCUCAUCGACCCCUUCGACCUCAAGGCUGGACAAGAACGGGAAGGAGGCCAAAGAUGCCAGUCUCUUGAGCUUGCGACUGUCAAAGAGCAGCACGCCGACCUCGGAUACCCACAAGGGGAAGUUGUUUGGCUCCAGAACGCCAUCUGGUUCCAAGCUGGACAGCCUAAAGAGUAAAUUCUCAGGAACUGAAACACCAAGUCAGCAGGAGUUCAAGGUUAAGGACAGAGCUCUCAGAGGGACUGAGGGCAAAGUGAGUGAAGCGGCCAGUAAAUUCGGUGGCAGCUGCAGUGGUAGCAGCUGCGCCACCACCCCCUCACAUAGCCCCGCUGGCUCCGCCCCCUCCUCCCCAAAGAGAUACGUUGGCACAAAGGCCUUGGCAACCUCCCCAGUUGCCCAGAAGCCCUUUGAGUUUGGAAAGAUCCAUAACCCGGCCCUAGCCCCCACACCGCGGAGUUCCAAGUCAACCGAGAAGUCUUCCAUCAAGCUGCAAGCAUCCCAGAGCGUGCCUUCUUCAAAAGUCGCCACGUCCAAGUUUGAAACCCCCACGUCAAGCACUUCCAACACAUCAGUGUCUACUCCUCACAGAAGCAAGGACUCCAAAUCCACCAAAGUAGAGGUUCCACUCGGGAAAUUGUUCUCCCUAGAGUUGCAUAAAUCAGGGGACAAGACCAUCACAGUUGAGUCCUCUUCCAAAUUUCAGGCAAGUUUGGGGACCUCGCAUUGCACCGAGACACCGUCUGCUGACCAAGUAGGCCUGAGAUCAGUUCUUGACAAGACCAACCAGCCCAGGAGGAAAUCACCGACGGAGAGGAGAGAGGAAGCCAAGCUCAAGAUGCCACCGGUGGAUGAUAUCGAAGAUGAAGAAGCCUUGGAGAAGAUGUUGGAGGCCGCCUCAGAGUUUGAGGAACGGAAAAAGAUCCGAGCCAAACUACGAGAGAUCCGCAAGAAGAAGAGAGAGGAAAUGGACAAGCAAAUAAGUGCCCAGCAGAAGUCCCUCCAGGAUGACAUCCUGUCCUACAGGGAAGAGUCCAAGGCCCACCGCCUCAAAGCAUUUGACAAGACUGUGCCCAUCAAGAAGGACACAACGACGACCGUGGAGAAAACCCCCCUCAAUAACAACACCAUCAUCGUGGCGCCCAAAACGUCGUCGACAACAAUCGAGGAUAAAGAGGGUAAGAGCUCGACGACCAAGACGACAACUGUCAUCGAAGGUCCUGGGUCCAAGACAGUUACCACAACAAUGCACAGCAAAUCUGAAGAUAAAGGCACAAAAUCAGAAAGUAUGAAUCAACAGACGAUGUCAGUGAAGAAAGAAGAGUCGGGUAGCGGCAGUAGUUUUUCGGUGAAGAGUUCGAGUAUAAGCUCCAGCGUGUCCACUUCCUCCAGCACCGGUACCCCUGCCGCAAAGAAAUUGACCAAGUUUGAGGCAGAAAUGGAGGAGAAGAAAAGACAACGAGAACUGAAGAGAGCAGAAGAUGAGAAGAACUGGAAGGAAUACAUGGCGAAGAAGAAGCAAGAUGACUUUGACCGCAAGAAGAGAGAGAUGGAAGCGGCCAAGAAGAAGAAGGAGGCGCUGAUGAACAAGUUUGGGGGCAAGGCGGACGCGGAGAGUGGGGGCUUUGGCAAAGGGACCGGCAUGCAAGCGGUGCCUAACGCGAGCACCAUCAAGCAGAAGCUGUUGGAGUGGUGCCAGCGGUGCGCCCGCGGCUAUCCGGAGGUGCAGAUCAACAACUUCUCUUCCAGUUGGGCAGACGGAAUGGCGUUCUGCGCCAUCGUCCACUACCACUUCCCCAACGCGUUCGACUUUGACACACUGGAUAAAAAGAACCGGAGAAAGAACUUUGACCUCGCAUUUGAAUCGGCAGAGAAACACGGGGACGUCAUGCCGUUGCUAGAGACAGACGACAUGAUCAUGAUGAAGAACAAGCCAGAUUGGAAGUGUGUCUUCACGUACGUCCAGAGCCUGUACCGCCAUCUCAGUAAAAUCAAACAACCCUGAAACCUCAACAAGUCGCGGAAGAACAAAAUAUGCAAAGUUUGAACAUUUGUGAAAUCGUACAAACUUCAAAGUGUGUGUAGCAUAACACGUGUGACUCCCGAUAAUAAUGUUCUACCUGAUUCAAAUCUAUUUCUUCUGAUUUUUUCUUGUAAAUAUAUUUAAGAUGAAGUGUGGACAUGGCUUUGAAUAGUUGGAAUAUCGCAGUUGAUACUUACAAAGACAUAGAAAAAUGAGCUCUUAUAAUAGAUGAAGUUUGUACACUGGCAUUUUAAUGGAAGCAGGUGCUUCGUAAAAUGCUGAAACAUGUGUCGGCACAGCAAUACUUUUAUAUUUAAAUAUAGAAAAAGGGAGAAACAAAUUCAAUAGUCUUUAAGAUUUAUUUUCUUUGUUUGACUGUCGAAAGCUAUAAUGCCAUGUCAUUGGUUGGAAGCUUUUGUCCAAGGUAGACAAUUGUCAAUGAGUCAUUUUUUUUCAGGAUUCUCAGAUAACUUUCCACUUACCUUAAUUAUUUAGGUAGUAUAUUUCUAACAGCAAUGUUUUAAAGACAUUUAAGUACGGCAAAUGUACAGGUACAUGUUGUCCUCUCAUUAAAGUUUUGAACCUUAUGUCAUUUCAAUAGAUCAUUAUAAAACUUAGGGACUAUGCAGGGGGCUGACGAAACAGUAUUUUUAUCAACUUCUUAGUCGGGUAUUUAGGAUUUAGUUUUUUUAAAUUUUUUUUUAACUGCGAAAUCACAUCUGGAGAAAAGAAUGCCCUGGCCAAACAAAGUUUUGGCCAAAAGUCCAAACUGCGCCUUUUCUGUACAACGUCUUGAGUUGACUCUUCACGUUACACGCCAUGCAUUGAUGUUAGGUCAGAUUUCGCUGUUUUUCUGAAGCACAUCUUUCAGAGGAAAACAACAGUUAGCCUUGGAAAUGCGAAUGAGGCGGCAAGAAAGUUUCAUGAAUCAAAAUAAAGUACUAAAUUGGAAGUACUGUAAUGCACAGCGUAGUAGUAUUGGCAGCAUGCAUACACUAUCGCCAUCUGCCUUUUGUACAGCAAUAAUUCUUCUUUUGUGUCACCACAGAAUGAUUCGUAGGUGCUUGCUUCUGAAAGGCAGUUAGGUCAUGUGCUUGAUGCUCGGGCUCUUGUUUGAUGCUGGAAACACAAACAAGCAUCUGUCAUUCAUUCGUUUGCCUGCAUUACACGUACAGCGUGCAGGAAAAUCAGACGAACUGCUUACUGUUGAGUACAUUACACCAAGAUAAAGACUGUCAUAUCACGUACUUAAAAAUUCAAAGAUUUAUUGUAGAUAUCUUAUAGAAGUGUAAAUAGAAUUUUUGAGCUUUAUUUAUCACGUGUAUCCUGAUUUGUUUACAAAUUUUGUCCUACUUUACUGCCCAAUCUGUUGCAUGUUAUGUAAAUAUUAAUGUUGAAAUGAAAAUGAAUAAUUUAUUUAUCACAACGAUUUCCUUUGGAUGCAGAUUUGUGUGGGCGUGUGCACAAUUUAUGCAUAUAUGCAAAUAUAACAUCUGGUCAUAGUUGCUCUGAUAAUUAAAAAGAAAACCUCAGUGGCCAUAAAGUUAGGAGCUUGUUUCAGAAGAGAGAAUUUCUUCAAAAAUGAGUUUCAAGUAAUUAAUUAACCUCACAGAUAAGUUUUUAAGUUUGCUGGACACUAAGAAAAUUCAGUUCUACUUUUCCGAUGGGGUCACUGGAACUAUUGCUAAUUUUUUUUUCAUAUUUCCCUGACAAUUUGAUAAAAGCAAGGUAGAUCCCAAGAGUUAGGCAACUUUGUACAGUGGUUCAUUUCUGUUUCUGUAACUAUGCAAACAAUUUUUUUUUAUUUAGAUGAAAGUUUAAGCAACGACUAAAUACAAAUCUCGGUCUUUUUCAUAAGUACAAAUGGAUAAUUCAUGACCAGAUAUUGUAAAAUGUCGAGAUUGGAGAAAUGAAUAGAAUAAUAUGAACAUUUCUGCAUGCAGUAAGUAUAUAUUUCAGGACAGAGUUUCAGAUUUUUGUGUGUGCUUUCUUGAGAACAAAAAGGCCAGGUUUUUGAUAAAGAUGCUGUAAAAUGUAUAAAUUAAGUAACCGCUUGGCAUGUUUUGAUAAAGUUUUAAAAAACUAACAUCUCAGCUACUUAAAAUAGUACAAGAAGUGAUUUCAAUUUUGAGGUCCCUUAAAUGUUUAGUAUGUUAUGUUGAAGAAUAGGAAGUACUAAUGCAUACUUGGCCUCAUUCAUAUUCAUAUAAUUCAUAUUCAUGAAUAUUUUAAUGGUUAUAUUAAUAGUGUGCACGCCAAAGGGCUUGCCUCAGCUAAACUUCAACUAUAGCAGCCGUAAAGUAGUUCCAACCUCCAGCCACCGAAAUCAAAGUUUCGUUUCGAAGCAUCAAGAAUUAUGUGAUAGAUUUUUCUGAAUAUAGCUACAGUGUUAAACAGACUGAACGUCAGGUUGAUGGAACAAUCACCCAAAUUGUGCUGUUUACCAAACCUCAUAACCGCUGAACAGUGCUUGAUGUAAAUAUGUAUUAUGUUUUUUAGGUUGGUACCUUCUCUGACACAUUUAACGACACUGGUGCCUGCCGAGGUUACCAAACAAAGCCCACAAUACUACUUCAUGCAUUUCUCAAUACGGCCGUUUCACGAUAGUGCGCCACCAAGUGUUUGCAACACGUUAGCCAAUUACAGUGCACUAAAUUUGUGGACCCAAUGCGUGUUUGGAAAGGGUCAACAAAUUUCGCGCGUUGAUUGGACAACGUGUUGCAAACUCUUGGUGGCGCGCUAUUGUGAAUCACCCGUAUUCAGAUAUUUUGAUUAUUUGUUCUCUCGCGGGAAAGUAUUGUUGUUCAGGCCGUGUCCGAAAGGGGCUUCCAGAGCUACGGCUAGGUCUUUUGGUUACGCGUCUCUGCAAAUUUCCAAUGGAGCAAAGACCUAGACCUAGCUCUAGACAACAGAUUGGGAUAAAGCUUCAGUUUGUGUCAGCUCAUUAUUUGUUUCGAUUGGUUUAUCAGAGCAGAGCUGGUCAAGAUCAGGUUUUUCUGUAUGUACGAAAUCUGAAGUAUGCUGAUGUUAGUGUAAUUUUUGAACUCCGAAAUUCUGCUACAUUUUAAAAUCAAAUUAAAAUUAUGCCCUGUAAUGCCACAUCAUAGCUGAGUUAUCAAAAGGUGCAGAUUUUUUUUAAAGGCCAAAGGGUUUUCCUCAGUGAGGAAUUCUUUCCACUGAAAUGGCUGGACAGGUAAAAUGAGACUCAGUGCUCAUUCAUCCAAAGUUUUCAAGACUUCUGUUCACAGAUUGCUUGUUUUGUUCUUUUCUUUUUCCCUCGUACAUUUUGAUUUCAGCUUCAACAAAGAUGGAAACGAGACCUUUGCGGCAACUCUUCAUGGAAGCAACUCUCAGCGCGCCCACAACGUAAAUCCCAUCCACCAAAACUGCUCCUCAAUUGUACAUGUUUAUGAAAUGAUAUAUAUGCAAAAGGGUUAUGAUUGUUAGAACUACUUGAUAGUGUCUUUUACGAUAGAUGUACCGUGACGCAUUUUAGUGCAAUUUCACAAUGUACUUGUAGUAUGUGUUUUACCGUAGGUCUCUUUUACUUUGUCAAACUGUUAAAUUGUUCUUCGUGUCUCAGUGUAGUGCAAUAUGGUUUAUUGGAUAAACUUGCCACAAAGAAUGAAUAAAAAAAAUUACGUAGCAACUUAGAAA
This is a messenger RNA of Acanthaster planci (crown-of-thorns starfish), 7962 nucleotides long. RefSeq lists its product as uncharacterized. Gene Ontology annotation, molecular function: protein binding. The record is from RefSeq and is a predicted model, not a curated record. Lineage: Eukaryota; Metazoa; Echinodermata; Asteroidea; Valvatida; Acanthasteridae.